GUUCCAAGAGCUCAGGGUAAGCCUCAGUCAGAGGUUGGUAUCAGAGACAGGAAGACAGAAUGCAGCAGGUUGUCAUACUCGCGCUCCUCUUUGGCCUCGUUUGCCUCCUCCAUGGAGUGCCCUUGCUUUCCGAACCUCUCUUCCCCACACAGGAGAACUUCGACCUGACUAAGUUCAUGGGGAAGUGGCAUGAUAUUGCGGUAGCGUCCACCUGGCCCUGGAUGCAACACCACAAGGGAGAUGAAGCCAUCGGAAUCCUGGAGCUGCAGGCCAGCGGCACCGAAGACAAAGUCAGCAUGACAAGGAGCAUGAAUAAGCACGGGACAUGUCAGCAGAUCUCUGGUGAUUACAAGCUGACCGACACACCUGGAAGAUUCACCUACCACAUCGCCAAGUGGGGGGCUGAUGUUGAUGCCUAUGUGGUUGACACUAACUAUGAUGAGUACGCCAUCGUCAUGUUCAGUAAACAAAAAACAGAAGGCGAGAAGACCAAUUCUGCCAAGCUAUACAGUCGCACCAUGGAACUGUCACCCACUAUCCUGGAGGACUUCAGGAGGCUGGUAAAGGAGCAGGGCAUGGCUGACAACGCAAUCAUCAUCAAACAGAACAAAGGGGAGUGUGUACCAGGAACAGAGCCUGUAGCAUCAGAGCCUCAGCCUGAGAUCACAGCACCGAGAGCCAAGAGGAACAUAGUCCUCCCUGAGUUGCCCGCUGAGGAGGGUUCUGGUGCCGGAAUCGUGAUGUUCAGGAGUGAAGAGUCCUGUAACGCCGAACCGGACGCAGGUCCCUGUUUCGGGAUGGUGCAGAGGUACUUCUACAACUCUACCAGUAUGGCCUGUCAGCUGUUCACCUACGGAGGCUGCAUGGGCAACCAGAACAACUUUGUGACCGAGAGGGAGUGUCUCCAGAGCUGUCGCAAUGAGGCUGCCUGUAGACUGCCCAUGGAUUCUCGGCCCUGCACUGGACAGCCCAAGAUCUGGGUCUUCCACUCAAACUCUGGUCUCUGUCUGGAUAAUAAAAAGGACUAUUGCCAGGUCAACAGUAACAAGUUCUACUCAAAGAGGGAGUGUGAGGAGUACUGUGGGGUGAUGAAGGUACAGGAGAAGGGGAGUUCCUCAAAACAAACUAAAGUAGAUGAGAACACAGAACGUACAGCACAGAUCAACCAAAGAUCAACCACAGAACGUACAGCACAGAUCAACCACAGAACGUACAGCACAGAUCAACCACAGAACGUACAGCACAGAUCAACCACAGAACGUACAGCACAGAUCAACCACAGAACGUACAGCACAGAUCAACCACAGAACGUACAGCACAGAUCAACCACAGAACGUACAGCACAGAUCAACCACAGAACGUACAGCACAGAUCAACCACAGAACGUACAGCACAGAUCAACCACAGAACGAACAGCACAGAUCAACCACAGAACGUACAGCACAGAUCAACCACAGAACGUACAGCACAGAUCAGAUCAAUAUGUUAAUCAACAGUAACACACUAUGGAUAUCAUACAUUACCAUAGAGCACAAUAAAAUGAUGGAUGAACCUG
This is a messenger RNA of Oncorhynchus gorbuscha (pink salmon), 1555 nucleotides long. Its product is annotated as protein AMBP-like. NCBI's taxonomy places the organism in Eukaryota, Metazoa, Chordata, Actinopteri, Salmoniformes, Salmonidae. The record is from RefSeq and is a predicted model, not a curated record. The coding region runs from base 60 to 1499 and encodes 479 amino acids. Gene Ontology annotation, cellular component: plasma membrane; cell surface. Gene Ontology annotation, molecular function: serine-type endopeptidase inhibitor activity. The transcript is spliced from 10 exons.